Acaulospora colombiana is the source of this 299-nucleotide messenger RNA. The record is from the annotation of a GenBank genome assembly. Lineage: Eukaryota; Fungi; Glomeromycota; Glomeromycetes; Diversisporales; Acaulosporaceae.
CUAAAACCGAACCUCUUCAUAAUGAAGGCGGAAAAGAAAGCUCAUUCGUGGAUGACUAUACUACGAAUUUGAACUUUAACGGGAAACUAGGCGAUCGCAAAACCGGCGUUAUUUACCCCAGCACAAGUUCGAUCGAGAAAACACCUGAUUUGAAAAUUCGUCACGAACUCCUUGAUCGAAUUCACGCGUUCAUUCCUCCGGGUGCUACCUCGUCUCAGGAUGGGGUGGACACGAACUCCAGGCACCUCGAAUACAGUGGAAAUCCAAUGACCGAUUUUAAAUUUGACGUGGAAAAAAUU